UAUAAAUAACAGAAACAUUGGUGGGGAGGUGCUCCCGUUAAACGAAAAGUAAAAAUAAAGGAGUGGUGCGGAGUUUGUUGAAAUUUUUGUGGUGUUUUUCGAGUAAAACUUAAGUUCUUGUGCAUGUUCGUGUGUGUGUGUGAGUGAAGAAAUCACAUAAUCCAUGAAAUUGUGUCGCGGUCAUAUACAACAAACCCAAAUUAAAAUGAAGCGUCUAAUGCACAUGCCAUGCCCGAGUAUGUGAAAUGAUCAACCGAAGGGCAAUUUAUCAGCAUCCCCGAAGUGUACUGCAAAAAGUGUAAAAAUAAACAAACAACCAGCAACUAACAAGCAAACAACAGCAAUAACAAUUUGUCAAGUACACACGUACACGUCCUACACCUACCUGGCUAACAAACACACUAGCACAUACAUAUAACACAUCCCAAAAAAAAAACACACAAAACAGGUGAAAAAAAAAAAUCAAAAAAGGCCAGGAGUGGGAGAAAUCGCGAGCGUUUUUAAACGCCUGAGAGCAACAAACAAAGGAUUAUAGCCAUGGCCAGAAUCCUGGGCCCGGAGCUGGCGAUGGUGGAGCCUGCGAAAUGAAUUUAUGCCUCUGCAGUUUUCCAUCGAUUUUCGUCUUGCGCCACAACGGACUGGGGAUGAAAUACCAAACACAUAAAACGGAUUUGAUAUUAAAAAAAUAUGCAGAAACAAGAAAAAAGGCGCGAGCUACGCCUGAAGCGAUUCUGGCGCUCCCCGAAGACCACCUCGUCGGACGACUCCACCGGCUAUGAGAGUCCGACGCGAACGAAGGCGGCCAGCGCCGGCGGGGGCAGCGAUGCCCAGAGGUUCAACCACCUGCACUACACCAGCCUCUCCCAGGGAUCGGGCACCUCGUCUUCGGCGGGCGGAGGAGCCACCGGCUCCGGAACGGGGGCGGCAGUGGCGUCCGGCAGCAGCAAGCCCUCCUGCUCGCUACCACUGUUGCAGGUGUGGCCCAGCCAGCCGCUCCUGCGCCAGGAGGGCUUCGUACAGUUGCGUCGAAACAGCGGCCCCGAGGGCCAGCGGGAUUCGCCGCGCGGCGAGGCCGAUGGCCAAUCCUUUGUGUUCCCCGCCAUUGUGGAGACGAGUGUCUGCAGUCCGGUGGCCGGAGAGCCGAGUGGCAGCCUGGGGAGCACCAACCUGAGCUUGAACGCCCGGCGGAGCAACAACCACUUGAGUUUGUCGACGGAUCGUCGCAGUUCCUUGUACUGUGACACCCUGCACGCCGGUGACUCGGGGAUCGACUCCGUACAGGCCUCACCUUCGCCGAAUGCCUUUAUAGCCCCGCCGGGGGUGCAUGGACUGCCCCUGGGCCAGACGGGUGGCGGGUCGUGCCACGUUUCGCCCACAAGCACGCCCACCCAGGGCUCGCCGAACUUGUCCCUGGGCCGGCGGGGCAUGCGGAACAGCAUCUGCGUGGUGCCCAGUGGCGCCACCGGAAGGAGAAAGUCCAGUGCUCUGCUGCAUCCGGAUCAUGCCCGGCUGUUCGCCCUGCGGAUGAAGCAUGCGGCCGCCUUGGAACGGGCUCAGACCUCCCCGGACCAGACUUCCAUCGAGGAUGCCAACGAGUUCCAUGACAACGGACUGGCCACCAAUCUGCGCCUGUGCUCGGCCUCGUCGUCGACGACGUCGUCGCUGACAUCCGUGGCCGCGGUCAGCCUAGGCGGUGCCGUUGGUGGCUGCGGGGGUGCUGGGGGUAGCUCUGGUGGUGGCGGCACCGGUGGCGGCUCCUCCUCCGGCUCCGCCUAUGCUGUGGGCGCGGCGGGCGUCCAGCAGCGCGUCUCCGAUCCCUGGCUGCAGCCGCAAUCCGACCGGGAGAGGGACUCCCGCCACGACGGACGGAGGCGAUCCUCCACGAUGACCGCCCGUUACUCCCUGUUCGAUGCUUUGGACCUGGAGUAUGUCCUGCUCCGGGCAGCGGCCAGGGGCUCGGUGGGUCCGUACAGCCUCAGCGAGUCGAUACACAAGCUCACAUUCACCCAGUCCUUGGCCUUCCCGGCUCUGGCCCGGGGUCUGGCCACCAAACGUCGCAGAUCGGCCACGCACACCAGCUCCCGGCCCCUGAACCCUCACGAAUCUGGGCUGAAUACCUGCGCCAAGGUGGUCACCGCCGUCGUCCUGGUGGCCCUGUCCUUUAUGGUAUUCCUUAUUGUCUACAAAUUUGUGAGGACGUGAGGAUUGCUCCUGGCCCCGUCGCCAGAGCUACCAGUCACAUAUCAGGCCAACUAUGGAUCGGAGGACGCCUCGACCACAACCUCCAUCAUAUCCUCGGCGGGCCGCAGUCUGGGCAAGCACAUGUCGGGGUUCAGGAGCAAAUUGGGCCAGCGCCAGGCCGACUUUGAGUGAUCGCAAAUGUUACAAAAGGCUAAGGCAUUGAAGACAC
This is a messenger RNA of Drosophila bipectinata, 2410 nucleotides long. Its product is annotated as glycine, alanine and asparagine-rich protein. The record is from RefSeq and is a predicted model, not a curated record. NCBI's taxonomy places the organism in Eukaryota, Metazoa, Arthropoda, Insecta, Diptera, Drosophilidae.